This is a messenger RNA of Schistosoma guineensis, 3321 nucleotides long. The record is from the annotation of a GenBank genome assembly. Lineage: Eukaryota; Metazoa; Platyhelminthes; Trematoda; Strigeidida; Schistosomatidae.
AUGUUCAUUCGGUCCAUCAUUGAUAGUUUUCCGAAAACGUGGAUCAUUCAAAAGAGAUAUCUUCCAAAGAUUAAAAUUCCUGAAUAUCUUUUAGACAGAACAGUAAAACCAGAAGAAGUUUUAAGUCGCCUUACACCUGAGGAUACAGAAAGGUUGGAAUUUUGUAUGGCAGAAUAUCAAAAUAUGCUUGAGAAAGGUGCUGAUGUUCCGAAGUCUUUAAAUAAAAGGAAUGUUCUGGACCUGUUGUGCUGCACCAGUCCUACAUCUCGAAUAAAAUUUCUAAGGUUUUUGUUCAAGUGUGAGAAGCGCGAUGAAAAUGCUCUUAUGAAAAAGUUAGAGAAGGUAACUGUUGUCUCUGACAGAACACCUGGAUCUUGUGACCGUAUUCUUCGAAUAAUUGAUGACAAAUGUUUCCGUUCACAUUGGGAUUUUUGGCAAGCUUCUGAAAUACGUUGUCCCGACUCAGCUCAGCCUUUAUUAUUUGAUUUCUCAUAUGAAUCUGAGAUGAGAUUAGUUGAUUUAAGGUCUCUCUCCAAUCAAAUGACGUAUGUUCUAAACAGGAAUCGUAUAAUGAGACCUCAUCCAUUCCAUAUGGUGCUUUGUGGUUUAAAACAAGGAACAAAUCAGUUUGCUUACAUGGAAGAAGCUUUUGGUGUGAAUGCGAAGCUAUCAACUAUUAAAAGCUUGAACGAGCUUCCGUGGACGAUCACUCCCAAUCAUUUUUCCCAUGAAUAUCCUAUUCAUGAUUUAGAACAGCCUGUUAUAUUGUUGUCGCCAAAUGCACGUCAAACAUUUGAAGCUGGUGAAUAUGACCAUAAUGCUGCUUAUGUCAUUGGGGCAAUAGUGGAUAAAGCUGUUCGGAGACCAAUUUCUUCUGCAAUAGCUCGACAGUUACCUCGUAACUCAGAUGAACGUCAAAAGUGGCUAGACGCUUUACAGGAGGCUAGGGAUUUACAUACGCAGAAUUAUGCUCUUCUGAAUCAGACCAAUCGUUUACUGGAACAUCCUUGCAGCCUUUCCGAAUUCGACCGUCGUAUCGUAGAGGCAGAUGCUUUUUUACAAAUUCUCAUAGAUCAACAUGAGCAACUGGUCAGUCAUAUUCCAUCGUCCGAUGAAUGUCGGCCGGAGAUUAUGGGUGCUGUCACUUUUCGGAUGCAAAGGCUUAUCGAACUGGUGAAAAAGACAAUUGUAUGCCUCCAGUUUGCCAGAGGUUCAGUCAAUAGUUCAUAUCGUAUACCGAUUACUUUGAAUGACAACAUUGUUUCUGAUGCAGUUGACAUUCCGCAAACUUUACAAUUCGAUACGUCUAUAUCAAGCAGUGCUUUCUCUACAUUGAAAGUGAAAGAUUAUGAUUUAAAAGUACAUGAGAUAAAUCAUACAUUUAUGAACCUUCAAAGUGGUGAAGGUGAUGGUGAAAAUCCAUUCACUUCUUGUCAAGAGUCCUUAUCUAAUGCUUCCCCUAUUAUAACACAGAAACCUUCCAGAAAACAUUCUACUCGUAAUUCUCGACGUUUGGAAAAAAGCAAAUUACACAAGCGGCCAUCUUCUACUACAGAAUCAUCCAUCGAAUCCCAUUCAAUACGUUCACAUCCUGAGCAGCUAGCUACUAUUUCUUCAUCACUCCCUAAUGAUACUGUGAUUGUGAAAAGAUGCUUUGAUGCAUUAGAUUCACCCUCUUCUAAUUAUCCACCAUUGUCCAUCCCAAGAAUGCCAGUUAGGUCUUAUUCGUCUUCAGAUGAUGAUCAGGCUCAAUUGGAUCAAGAAGAAGAGGAUGAAGAAUUCUUUGAUACUCAAGAAGAUAUUUCUGUCAACUGCGCAAUAACAAAUUCUCCACAACCUGUCAAGGAUAAUACAAUUCUAAGCAUGCAUUCAAAUCCAACUGUGCCUAUAACGAAAUCUGGUCGUUAUCGUUCAAGUCAGUCAUCAUCAAAUAAUCAUACGAAUUCAUCUUUGGAUGAUACCUUCGACGAAUUGUAUGAUGAUGAAAAGGAAGAAGAGUUAGGUUCUGUGCAAUCUCACGGUUCUGUGAUAACACAUCUUCUUUCUCAGCUUCGGAUCGGAAUGGAUUUAACUAGAAUCACUUUGCCCACAUUCAUUCUCGAACGUCGUUCUACACUGGAAAUGUAUGCAGACUUUUUAGCACAUGCUGAUUUAUGGGCUGUUAUUCCUAAUGCAUCAACGCCUCGUGAUCGUAUGGUUGCUUGUCUUCGGUGGUAUUUGUCUGCAUUCCAUGCUGGCAGACGAUCGUCAGUUGCUAAGAAACCUUACAAUCCUACAUUAGGUGAAAUAUUUCGCUGUUAUUGGCCUUUAUCUACAGAGAGUGGAGAUGAUUCGACAAAUGCAUCAGAAAAACCACAGGAAAAAUUAUAUAAUUCUGGUCCUGUUCCUUGGGCGCCUCACAAUUCCGUAGUCUUCUUAGCAGAACAGGUCUCACACCAUCCUCCUAUAUCCGCCUUUUAUGCUGAACAUGUUAAUAAUCAAAUAGCUGUAGAUGGACACUUGUGGACAAAAUCAAAAUUUCUUGGUCUAAGUAUAGCUGUAGAAAUGGUUGGUUCAGCUGUCAUAUCAUUACUAAAUCAUCAUGAAGAAUAUGUGGUUACGUUUCCAUGUGGAUAUGGCAGAAACAUCCUCACUGUUCCAUGGAUUGAAUUGGGUGGGAAAACUACCAUCACAUGCUUAAAAACUGGCUAUAUAGCUAAUAUCGAGUUUCGAACAAAACCUUUUUAUGGUGGUAAACGAGAUACUUUACGUGCUGAGGUUUUUGGACCUAAUGAUAAGAAGGCAUUUCUUAUUGUUGAAGGUGAAUGGAAUGAUAAGAUGUUAGCGAAGUGGCCUCAUGGUAAAAAUGAGUUAUUCAUUGAUACCCGUAACCUACCAACUGUAAGAAAACAUGUCCUUCCUCGAUCUCGCCAAGAAGAAAAUGAAUCAAGACGAUUGUGGGAGGAAGUGACAUAUAAUUUAAAAGUGGGUAAUAUCGAUGCAGCAUCUGAUGCUAAACAUCGUUUGGAACAGCGACAACGAGAUUUAGCUCGACAGAGAAGAGACUCAAAAAAUACAUGGACACCAAAAUACUUUCGUGAAGAGGGAGAAAACUGGAUUUAUAGACAUCCUUUAAUUCAACGCCUACAUCAAUCACUCAAUCAAAAUAGUUCUCCUACUGAACCACGAGCAAUCUCCAAAAAUACGAAUUUAGCAUGUUCACCGGAUAUAGUUGUUAAUCCAGUUUCUUGCAACAACGCAAUAACCGAUUCUCCUCAGAUAGUCCAUGCUACUACAACUAAUUCUUCAAUCCCUGUAAUUGAAUAUUUCCCCAGUCCAUAA